AUGGAGGAUUUUCAGAAAGUUUUGGAGAAAUGUAGGCUUAGCGAUAUGGGUUUCCAAGGGUCUAAAUUUACAUGGACUAAUGGUAGAACGGAUAAUGCGUUUACGCAAGAACGGUUGGAUCGGGCAGUUGCUAAUGCUGAAUGGCUCUCACAUUUUGCUUGUUCCGAAGUGAAGGUGAUGGCUAGGCGCAAUUCAGACCAUAACCCUCUCCUUCUAUGUUUUGAUGGUGGUGGUGUUAGGAGAAGAGCUGGCCGACCAUUUCAUUUUGAGGCUAAUUGGGAGUCAUAUCCAGAUUUCAAGAAAGAGGUGGGGAAAAGUUGGCGUAUGAAACAAAGGGGGGAGAAUCCACUGCAGAAUGUACAUGGGAAGCUCCAAUCAUGUAAGCGAUCCAUUUUGAGAUGGGUAAAAAAAACAGUCCAUGUUACGGAAGAUCUUAUUCGGUCUAAAACAAAAAAGCUUGAAGAGAUACAAGGGGCGGAAGGGGACAUUAAUUUGGCGGCUGAACAAGCUCUAAUGGAGGAGGUGAAUGAGCUGCUAGAGCAAGAAGAAACAAAAUGGAGGCAAAGAGCUAAGGAAAAUUGGCUUAUCCAUGGAGAUUGUAAUACAAAGUUCUUUCAUGCGUGUGCCACGCAGUGGAGAACUAGUAAUACUAUCUCUCAGAUUGUAGAUGGAAAUGGCCAAGCGUGA
Corylus avellana is the source of this 687-nucleotide messenger RNA. The record is from RefSeq and is a predicted model, not a curated record. Lineage: Eukaryota; Viridiplantae; Streptophyta; Magnoliopsida; Fagales; Betulaceae.